CCCGAGUUAAAAAAAUGUAUGGACAAGAAGUUGUCAUUGAAAUUAAAUGGUGGCAGACAUGUCCAAGGAAUAUUGCAGGGAUUUGAUCCCUUUAGGAAUCUUAUGAUAGAUGAAUGUGUGGAGAUGGCAACUAGUGGGCAACAGAACAACAUUGGAAUGGUGGUAAUACAAGGAAAUAGCAUCAUCGUGUUAGCAGCCUUGGAACGAGUGUAA
Messenger RNA from Molossus molossus (Pallas's mastiff bat), 213 nucleotides. Its product is annotated as small nuclear ribonucleoprotein G-like. Bases 19 to 213 code for a protein of 64 amino acids. The record is from RefSeq and is a predicted model, not a curated record. The transcript has 2 exons. Gene Ontology annotation, molecular function: RNA binding. Gene Ontology annotation, biological process: mRNA splicing, via spliceosome; spliceosomal snRNP assembly. Lineage: Eukaryota; Metazoa; Chordata; Mammalia; Chiroptera; Molossidae. Gene Ontology annotation, cellular component: U1 snRNP; spliceosomal tri-snRNP complex; U2 snRNP.